Molecule: messenger RNA, 2220 nt
Organism: Yamadazyma tenuis ATCC 10573
Lineage: Eukaryota; Fungi; Ascomycota; Pichiomycetes; Serinales; Debaryomycetaceae
Gene: FAA2-3
Product: Faa2-3p
Biological process (GO): long-chain fatty acid metabolic process
Cellular component (GO): endoplasmic reticulum; membrane
Molecular function (GO): long-chain fatty acid-CoA ligase activity
Source: RefSeq, a predicted model, not a curated record
AUGUUGGCACCUGACUCAUCUCCUUUCGUGUUGGAAAAUCCUGAGAAGUUGCCCACUUUAGAACUCUACCGCAGAUAUUUCCCAUUUGACAAUGAUGUGUAUAAGGCGGUCCCGGUGGAAGGAACUCAAUCCGAAGGCCUCUCCCCAAUCUACCGGAAUAAAAAAACGGUGAAGAGAAUCAAGACAUUUUUGUUGGAAGGUUUAGAGACUGUCCAUGAUAUUUUUGAGGAUAUUGUCUCCCAGGUUCCCGAUUCUCCUUGUUUCAAGUACCGGCCUUAUGACUACAAACUGGGAAAGUCUGAAGACGUCUACAAGCCUAUUAGUUUUGCGGAAGUGCAGCAAAUGAAGAAUGAUCUAGGAGCUGGUAUCCUUUACCUGUUGCAAAAUAAUCCAUUCAAGAACUCUCAGGUUCAUGAAUCCCAUCGCAAGAUUGAUAACCACGUCCUGGACUACAAAACUUACGAUUGUGACAACCAUUCCUUUGUUGUUACCUUAUAUUCGAGCAACAGAUACGAAUGGAUUGUGACCGACUUGGCCUGUGCAAGUUUUGCCAUUACCGACACCGCCUUGUACGAUACCUUGGGAGAAAGUGCUUCUGAAUUUAUCUUAAGUUUGACCCAAUCUCCAAUCGUUGUUUGUUCUAAACAGCAUGUCAGAGGGUUGAUUGAUUUGAAGCGCAAAUUCCCCAAGGAAUUGGCUCCCCUUAUCUCCAUUGUGUCAAUGGACCCAUUAUUUAUUGAGGACCGUCCUCUUGUGGAAUUGGGUGAGAAGUCCCAAAUUAAAGUGUUUGACUUUGACCAAGUUAUGGGACUUGGUAGACUUUUCCCUUUGGAAAAUCUUCCCCCUAAUGCAUCGACGAUGUACACUAUUAGUUUCACUUCGGGAACUACUGGUUCUAACCCUAAAGGUGUUUGUCUCACCCAGGAAAAUGCUGGUAGUACUUUGAGUUUCCUUCUUCCUCAGGUACUUUCCACCCCUGAUGCGUUUUCAUUCUUGCCUUAUGCUCAUAUAUUUGAGAGAGAAACUGCAUUGAUCACCAUGGCAACUGGGGCUUGUCUAGUGAUGCCUCAGUUGAACUACACACCAUUGACUUUAAUUGAAGAUUUGAAAUUGGCUAAACCAACAAGAAUCUCUCUUGUUCCAAGAAUAUUAAAUAAAUUCGAAGCAGUUAUCAAGAGUAACACCAUUAACAAUCCUAAUUUCUCGGACUUCAAGAAAUCGAUUUUUACUAAUUUGUUUAACUCGAAAAUGGACGACCAAUGUCAUGCUGAUGGCAAUGAAGGUAGAAGGUUGAUUCUUGAUAAGUUAAUUAUCAAUAAAAUCAAAACCCAGUUUGGUUUUGACAAUAUUAAUUACGUCAUCACAGGUUCUGCUCCAAUUGACCCUGAAACUGUAAGAUUCUUGAAGGCCAGUUUGCAGAUUGGUGUUAGUCAGGGCUAUGGUUGUACCGAGACUUUUGCUGGUAUGUGUUUAAGCCGUCCCUUUGAAGCUAAUCCUGGAAGUUCUGGUUGUACAGCUGGAAACACCGAAAUUCAAAUUAGAGAAAUCCCAGAAAUGAAUUACACCUUGCAAGAUGAAGGAGGUCCAAGAGGUGAAUUGUUAAUUAGAGGCAGCCAAAUUUUCAAAGGAUAUUACAAGGAUCCUGAAGAAACAGCAAAAGCACUUGACAGUGAAGGGUGGUUCCAUACUGGUGAUGUCGCCAGGAUUGAUGCUGUAGAUGGAAAGAUCACCAUCAUUGAUAGAGUCAAGAACUUUUUCAAAUUGGCCCAAGGAGAGUAUAUUGCUCCAGAAAGUAUCGAAAAUAACUAUCAAUCUAAUAACCCUAUUUUGAGUCAAAUGUUCAUCCAUGGUGAUUCUUUAAAGGACUAUUUGGUGGCUGUUUUAGGUAUUGAUAAGGCCAGUCAGAUCGAAUUUUUGGCAAAGCAAUGUAAGCUUUCACCCAAGCAAUUAACGUCAUUGACAGAUGAGGCCCUUUUGAAGCUCAUCAAUGAAAAGAAUAACAAACGUACUUUACUAAGCUUUCUUAACAAGUCUGUUCCCCAAUUGAAAGGGUUCCAAAAGAUCAAGAACGCUUAUAUCGAGUUUGAGCCUUUAACAUUAGAAAGAGACGUCGUAACUCCAACCAUGAAGGUAAAAAGACCCAUUGCAAAGAAGUUCUUCUCUGAUGUCUUGUCGCUGAUGUAUAAAGAGGGCCCUAUCAGUGGAGAUGCGAAAUUGUAG